Sorex fumeus (smoky shrew) is the source of this 3292-nucleotide messenger RNA. RefSeq names its product ubiquitin like with PHD and ring finger domains 2 (gene UHRF2). The record is from RefSeq and is a predicted model, not a curated record. Gene Ontology annotation, biological process: negative regulation of gene expression via chromosomal CpG island methylation; protein ubiquitination. Gene Ontology annotation, molecular function: protein binding; ubiquitin protein ligase activity. The coding region runs from base 18 to 2429 and encodes 803 amino acids. Lineage: Eukaryota; Metazoa; Chordata; Mammalia; Eulipotyphla; Soricidae. The transcript is spliced from 16 exons.
CCCGCCCCCGCGCCGAGAUGUGGAUACAGGUUCGCACCAUCGACGGCUCCCAGACGCGCACCAUCGAGGACGUGUCCCGCAAAGCCACGAUCGAGGAGCUGCGCGAGCGGGUGUGGGCGCUGUUCGACGUGCGGCCCGAGUGCCAGCGCCUCUUUUACCGGGGCAAGCAGUUGGAAAAUGGAUAUACUUUGUUUGACUAUGAUGUUGGACUGAAUGAUAUAAUUCAGCUACUAGUUCGUCCAGACGCCGAUCUUCCUAGCACAUCUAAACAGACAGAUGUACAUGCCAAACCCUCUUCUAAUCCUCCACCUAAAGCAAAGAAAACCCCAAGGGCGGGAUCUUCAGGUCAGCAGUCUACAUCUUCUCGUGUUUUUCUUAUUGAUCCAGGCAUCGGACUAUACAAGGUAAAUGAAUUGGUGGAUGCCAGAGAUGUCGGCCUUGGUGCUUGGUUUGAAGCACAUAUACAUAGUGUUACUAGAGCUUCUGAUGGACAUUCACGUGGCAAAACUCCACUGAAGAAUGGCAGUUCUUGUAAAAGGACUAAUGGAAAUGUAAAUCUUAAUUCCAAAGAAAACACAAAUAAAUUGGACAGUGUGCCCUCUACGUCUAAUUCAGACUCUGUUGCUGCUGAUGAAGACGUUAUUUAUCAUAUCGAGUAUGAUGAAUAUCCAGAAAGUGGUACUGUAGAAAUAAAUGUCAAGGAUCUUCGACCACGAGCUAGAACCAUUUUGAAAUGGAACGAACUAAAUGUCGGUGAUGUGGUAAUGGUUAAUUACAAUGUCGAAAGUCCAAAAGAUAGAGGAUUUUGGUUUGAUGCAGAGAUUACUACAUUGAAGACAAUCUCCAGAACCAAAAAAGAGCUUCAUGUGAAUAUUUUCUUGGGGGGUACCGAAGGAAAAUUAAAUGACUGCCAGAUAACAUUCGUAAAUGAAAUCUUCAAGAUUGAGAAACCUGGAGCUCAUCCUCUCUCGUUAGCAGAUGGAAAGUUUUUAAGGAAAAAUGACCCUGAAUGUGAUUCUUGUGGUGGAGACCCAGACAAGAAAUGCCAUUCUUGCUCCUGCCGUACGUGUGGUGGGAAACAGGAACCCAAUAUGCAACUUCUAUGUGAUGAAUGUAACAUGGCAUAUCACAUCUACUGCCUGGACCCACCUUUGGAGAAGAUCCCUGAAGAAGAAUACUGGUAUUGUCCGUCCUGUAAAACUGAUUCCAGUGAAGUUGUAAAGGCUGGUGAAAAACUGAAAAUGAGUAAAAAGAAAGCUAAGAUGCCAUCAGCUAGUACAGAAAGCCGGAGAGACUGGGGCAGGGGAAUGGCCUGUGUUGGUCGUACUAAAGAAUGUACUAUUGUUCCUUCAAAUCAUUAUGGACCUAUUCCUGGGAUUCCUGUUGGAUCAACAUGGAGAUUUAGAGUUCAGGUGAGCGAAGCUGGUGUCCAUAGGCCUCAUGUUGGGGGGAUUCAUGGUCGAAGUAAUGAUGGCGCUUAUUCUCUUGUCCUGGCUGGAGGAUUUGCAGAUGAAGUAGACCGAGGUGAUGAGUUCACGUACACGGGGAGUGGUGGUAAAAAUCUGGCUGGUAAUAAGCGAAUUGGUGCACCUUCAGCUGACCAAACAUUAACAAACAUGAACAGGGCAUUGGCCCUAAACUGUGAUGCUCCAUUGGAUGAUAAAAUUGGAGCAGAGUCUCGGAAUUGGAGAGCUGGUAAGCCAGUCAGAGUGAUACGCAGUUUUAAAGGGAGGAAGAUCAGCAAAUAUGCUCCUGAAGAAGGCAACAGAUAUGAUGGCAUUUAUAAGGUGGUGAAAUACUGGCCAGAAAUUUCAUCAAGCCAUGGGUUUUUGGUUUGGCGCUAUCUUUUAAGAAGAGAUGAUGUUGAACCUGCUCCUUGGACCUCCGAAGGAAUUGAGCGGUCAAGGAGGUUGUGUCUACGUUUACAGUAUCCAGUCGGUUACCCUUCAGAUAAGGACGGGAAAAAGACUAAAGGACAGUCAAAGAAGCAGGCCAAUGAAGUCUCCAAAAGGCCAACUCCAGAUGACAAUUGUCCAAGUGCCUCCAAAGUGCCCAAAGCAUCAGAUUCCGCAGAAGCAGUGGAGGCUUUCCAACUCACACCGCAACAACAACGUCUCAUCAGAGAAGACCAUCAAAACCAGAAGCUAUGGGAUGAAGUGCUCGCGUCGCUUGUGGAAGGACCAAAUUUUCUGAAAAAAUUGGAACAAUCUUUCAUGUGUGUCUGCUGCCAGGAGCUAGUCUACCAGCCUGUUACAACAGAUUGCCUCCACAAUGUCUGUAAAGAUUGCUUGCAGCGCUCCUUUAAGGCACAGGUUUUCUCCUGCCCUGCUUGCCGUCAUGAUCUUGGCCAGAAUUACGUCAUGAUCCCCAAUGAAGUUCUGCAGACUCUACUUGACCUUUUCUUCCCCGGGUACAGCAAAGGACGAUGAUCGACCACUGUGUUGUUCCUGGCGGCUUUUUGGACAAUAAAGAAUCUAAACGGGGGGGGCGGGUGGGGGGACGUGGAAGCUAUGGUGGACCAUAUCUCGCUCACGUUCUGAAGCAGCUAAUCCUCUUUCCUACUUAGCCAUCAUCCUGUGUGUGUAGUAAGAGGCCCAUUUCUCAGCUGUCUUUUAAAUAUCAAAGGUAGUUCCUGACAGUAACAACUAGUUUGAAUGAGCAAAAAGUCAAAGCCUCAGCUCUAGUUGAUAACCAAGUUAUGAUUUAUUUUGCAACUACCUCAGGACAGAAAAGAUUUAUGGGGAUUUUUUAAAUCAUUGAAUAAUUAGUUACAUGAAAUUUUAGCUACACACUGCCUCUCAAAUAUUAGUUGUGCCUGGUUCAUGUAAUUUGAUUUCACAGAAAAGGAAAUGAUAACUGAGAUCUUUGAAAUGACCGCAGCUUCUGUAGUGUGCAUAUUUUGUUUUAAUGUAUCUUCUUCCAUUGCAAUGUGUUUUUUAGCCCAUUUUGUGAGCACCACUGUGCUUUUUUUCUGGUGUUUUAUGCAAGUUGACUACUAAUGACUAAUGAGAACAAUAUGAAUGCAUUGUUACUGCAUUAGUGUAAUGUGGCGUGGUUUUGCACUUAAAAGAGGUAUUCAGAUGCUCUAGUUGUAAAUGUUCAUGAAAUGCCUCUUCUGUACUAGUCAAACUGCUUUUAGUGAGUCUCACCAGUGGUUUUACAUCUGCAAAGCAUUGAGGGCUGGGCUGACUUUUGAGAGGAUUGAAAUUACUUCAUAUUGUGAUCCUAAAUUUUAUAUUCACUAUAUUCCCCAAAGUAUACCUUAAUAAAUAUUUUAUGACCAGAAAAAUAA